Molecule: messenger RNA, 882 nt
Organism: Brettanomyces bruxellensis
Lineage: Eukaryota; Fungi; Ascomycota; Pichiomycetes; Pichiales; Pichiaceae
Gene: DPH5
Product: diphthine synthase
Exons: 1
Coding region: 1-882 (293 amino acids)
Biological process (GO): protein histidyl modification to diphthamide
Molecular function (GO): diphthine synthase activity
Source: RefSeq, a predicted model, not a curated record
AUGUUGUAUAUGAUUGGUUUGGGUCUUGCCUACCCCGAAGAUAUAACAGUGAGGGGAUUGGAAGCAGUCAAAAAAUGUAAGAAGGUUUUCCUUGAAGGAUACACAUCUAUUCUGAUGGACGCAACAAAGGAGUCGUUAGAGAAGUUUUAUGGAAGGAAAAUUACAAUAGCCUAUAGGGAAACCGUCGAGUCGCAGUCUGAUGAGAUUCUUGCAGAUGCCAAGGAGGAUAACGUUGCGUUUUUGGUUGUUGGUGAUGUGUUUGGUGCCACAACACAUACAGAUCUGGUUAUUAGAGCCAGGGAACAAGGUAUUCAAGUUGAAUGCAUUCACAAUGCUUCAGUGAUGAAUGCAGUUGGAGCAUGUGGAUUACAGUUAUAUAAGUUUGGCCAGGCUGUGUCAAUAGUUUUCUUCACGGAUUCAUGGAGACCAGAUUCGUUUUAUGAAAAGAUCAUGGAAAAUAGACGUAUUGGACUGCACACACUUCUUCUUUUGGAUAUUAAGGUGAGGGAGCCUGAUUUUAAGGAGCUCAUGAAGGGACAUCUUACGUACGAGCCUCCAAGAUACAUGUCUGUUGCACAGUGCUGUCAAGAACUUCUAGAAGUGGAAGAAAAGAAGCAGGAAGGUGCAUACACUCCCGAUACUCCAUGUGUUGCCAUUUCACGUUUAGGAAGUUCCGAGCAAUCAUUUAAGGCUGCAACAUUAAAGCAGUUGUCCGAAUAUGAUGCCGGAAAGCCAUUGCAUUCCGUUGUCAUGUUGGGUCAUCAAGUCCAUGAUUUGGAACUUGAGUAUCUUCUUGACUAUGCUGAUGAUAAGGAGGCAUUUAAAGCUGCCGUGAAGAAAGAUCAACAGCUAUUUGAAAAGGAUGAGAAGAAAGACAACUAA